AUGGACCAUAUUACAAAACUUGUUGAAGCCAUCCGCCUACCGCAACGCAUUGACCGUGAAAAACUUGCACCUAUUGUCAGCAUUGCGGCUGCGACUACAGUUUUGUUUGCCUCUUAUAAGCUAAUCUCAGCCAGCAAACACAAAAAAAAGAUGAGAGAACAAGGUUUCAAGGAGAUUCCUGUACCUGGUGCUUGUUACCCAUAUGUCGGCCAUAUGUUUUCCUUGGGUGAAUUGCCUGGAAAAACUGUUUCUGAAUGGCAUCGUGAAUUGGGUCCUCUUAUCAAGAUCAAAAUGGGUUGUCAAGAUUGGCAUAUUAUCGAUGAUCCUUUCCUAGCGCACAAGAUAUUCGUGACCCAUGGUGCCAAUACAUCGUUCAGGCCUUAUAGCACUUACUCGUACGAGUAUUACAGUUUUAAGGGGAAGGGUAUUGUGUUUAGUCAACCAAAUGAGUCCUUCAAGAUGUUUAGAUCAGCUGCUCUCUCUGUACUUUCACCUAGAAUGAUUGACCAGAAUUACACGGACUCCAUUCUAAAAGAAUCCUCUGAGUUGGCCAAAAGAUUAAUCAAUGCAACCGAGAUCAAUGGCAGCGUUGAUCCGUUAAAGUGUCUGGAGCUAUUGACCUUGAAUGUCAUUUUCAAUGCUGGCUUUGGAAGAAGCUUCAAAAACAUUGAUGAUCCCGAAUUUCAAACUUUGGCGCAUGUGGUUGAAAAAACCAUGAAAUUAGCAGCGUUGAAGAAUGAUUUGCCUAGUUUCUUGCCCGCUCUCUCCGUCAUCGAUUAUUUCUUUGGCACAGAAGCCAAAAUGAAGAGUUUCAUCUAUAACGAAAGAAAUCCUACCUACAGAAAACUGAUCAGAGAAGCUUUUACAAAAGAAGGGCCCAACAUCAUCAAGUCUAUUGGAGAAAAUGGCUAUGUUAUGGAUGAAAAUGAUAUGGUUGUAUUUAUGUCUGAUUUAAUUGCUGCUGGUACCGACACAAUUUCUGUCACCAUGUCCUGGAACUAUGCGAUUUUGUGUAGAUACCCUGAUCUUCAAAAAAGGGUCUCUGACGAGAUUGAUGCCUUUAUCAGAACUCACGGCCGUAUCCCUCACUUUAAUGAAAGAGAGGAAAUCCCACUUUGUAUCUCUGUUAUGAAGGAAUGCAUGCGAUAUAGGCCCACAAGUUCUUUUGGUCUCUCGCAUACAACUGAUAAAGACAUUAUUGUGGACGGCUACUUCAUUCCCAAGAACAGCACCUUGAUCUCCAACAUGGGAAGCAUGCAUACCAAUACUGAACGUUAUAAAAAUCCUUUUGAGUUUAUUCCAGAGAGAUUUUUGAAUAAUCUCAAGACAAUGCAAGCUUCAGCAAACGGUAGCAUAGAACAAAGAGAUACCUAUAGUUUUGGAUGGGGACGACGCAUAUGUCCGGGCAUCUACUUGGCUGAGGUGGAGAUCUUUUAUGCUUUUGUUCAGGUGUUUGCUAGAUGCUUCAUUGAACCAGCUGUACCUGGAGAAUACCCCAACCUCGAUGGAGGAAGAGAUGCUGGUCUGACCGUCUUACCUCUUGCAUAUAAUGUCAAAUUCGCUAGACGUCCAAAUGCUCUUGUUGCUUAA
Mucor velutinosus is the source of this 1590-nucleotide messenger RNA. RefSeq lists its product as uncharacterized. The transcript is spliced from 6 exons. Gene Ontology annotation, molecular function: monooxygenase activity; heme binding; iron ion binding. Bases 1 to 1590 code for a protein of 529 amino acids. The record is from RefSeq and is a predicted model, not a curated record. Lineage: Eukaryota; Fungi; Mucoromycota; Mucoromycetes; Mucorales; Mucoraceae.